Protopolystoma xenopodis is the source of this 120-nucleotide messenger RNA. The record is from the annotation of a GenBank genome assembly. NCBI's taxonomy places the organism in Eukaryota, Metazoa, Platyhelminthes, Monogenea, Polystomatidea, Polystomatidae.
AUGGUUUCUCAAUAUACAUUUGUAAUGGCCUCUUACCGAGAAAAAAAGGCGGAUCCGUCGGAGAUUAUGCAGCUAGACGGCUUUACUGUUGAUUACUGCGAUUCCCAACCAGGUGAGUAA